AUUCGCUCGAUCUCAAGCACUCUGGACGCGUUUCGCUCUGAAAACUGUUCUGCUCCGUAUUUCUCUUUCACUCUCUCUCUCUCAUUCUCUCUCUUUCUCUCUCUCUCUCUUUCUCUCUCUUUCUCUUUCUCUUCCUUGAUACGCAUAGGUACGUGGCGCGUGCACGAGACGUCAAUCGCACGCAUAGAGUGUAGAGAGAGAGAGAGAGAGAGAGAGAGAGAGAGAAACAUUGAGCUGAUCCGAUGCUUUGGCAAUGCAGACGUUCAAUCCUCACGCUAUUCGUGAAGCUGCGACGAACUUCGCAAAAUGAUGAGACUACCUCAACGACGGGGGAUGAUCGCCUUGCUAUAUCCGGUUGCUCGAGAUUUAAAGGAUAUCGAAGAAAACGCCUCAUUCGUGUCAAAGUUUUAAAGAUGUUGUCGCCGAGACGAUCGGAUUCGGAGAGUACAGCCGGGGGCAGCAAAGACGACGAAAACGGUGCAAAGGCGUUCCUAUCGACAGGACGAACAGGAAGAAGGAACGCUUUACCAGAUAUUCAUGGAAGACAUGCUGCGACCGGUAUCUCCGAUCUACCAGAUCGUUUCGGAGAGUUAUCUACCGAAGCAGAUCGUAGCAUGAACGUUGCUGGACGUGAAUCAAAUCAGCCGAGUAUGUCGAAACAACAUGUUGGUUGACAGACACGUUACUCUUAUUUAUUCGAUCAAAUCUUGUUCUGCUCAGGUGGCAAGCCUGUCUAAUACAAAUUUAUAUUGAAGGAACGAUAUAUAAUCAUGCUCGUUCUAAUAACAGAUACACACACACACACACACACACACACAGUGCGAUAGUACGCAUGGAGAUAUAUAUACAAAUAUUAAUAAGACGCCUUCCGUGCUCUUUAAAGUUGAAAGGAUCGAAAUCUUUUCUUUGAUCUCUCUUUCUUUCGAAUAGCAAUGGUCCGUCCAACUAUUGCUAUCUUUAUUUAACACACUUAUCUAUGUAGUUUCGUUCAUUUCUGUUUUCGUUCGUUGUCUAAUCGAAUUUACAAAUCGCAAUGGUGCUCUACGACACGCGUAUAAUAAUAUUUCUAUAAACGAUUUUUCUUUUGUGAAAUAACGAUUAAGCAUUAAGAAGCUAAUACGAACGUAUAACGAGAUAGUAUAAUACUGCGAUAAACUCUAUUUGUUUUUUUUUUUUUUUCUUUCUUUCUUUUCUUUUUUCUUUUGAGUUAAUUCUUUAUUUUUACGAUUAAUUAAUACAUUACAUUUUUAUCUUUGUACUUACGUUGUUGUUAAAUUCUUUUACGUAAGGACUCGAAUAUUUUCUUUCGAUCUAUUUCAUUAAAACUGGAAGUAGAACUCGAUUAGAUCGCUAUCGGCAAUAAUAUCAUUUUUCGUUAGAUAUUGGUGAUGUAAAUUAUUUAUGACGACAAACGAUUUUAAUCGCGCACUUAUUGGUAUAACACGUUAUCUUAUUAUCGUUGUAUACGUUAUUUAUAAUUCGCAACAAGCAAUUCUUACAGUAUUUUGACUAAUAUAUAAAUAGAGAGAAAAGAGGGAGGUUUUAUAAUAGAUGAUAUUUCAAGUUUUUACGGACGAAACUCUUAUGGUGUGUGUGUAUAUACAUAUAUGUAUACAUACACACAUUCUUCGUGUAAAUACGUCAUCUCUUUUUUUGUAUAAAAAGAGUGUCCUGUCUGUUCGGAUAGAUGCCCUUUGUUUGUGAGUUAUUGCGAAAACGAUUAAAAGGAUGAUAAGAUAUUUCAUGGAUAGCACGCAUGUGUCCUUUAGUAUUACAUAAUUGUACAUACGAUAGAUCAGAGAAAUAUUCGAUCAUUUUUUUCAAAUUUUAAUUAGUAUGAACGGAAGUAGAUGCAGUAAUAAGUAGUUACGGAAGCGAACGAUUAUUUAGUUUUACAAAGUGACCGAAUAUUCCUAUGAUCUACUGUUCCACUUACAUUUUAUCGUAUGUAUAUGUAUACACACGAAUGUAAUCUCUAUAGUCUUUACGCGAGGAAGAAAUAUUUUUGGAUUGUAAAACUUAUUGUUAGGUAUCGUUGUAAUUUAUAGAUAAGUCUUUAUAUGCAAUAAUUUUCACGUGAUCGUUCUUUCGAUCGCAAUCGUUAUCGCGUUUUCGUAUUUCUGAAAAAAAAAAAAGAAAAAAAGGAAAAAAAAACGAUAAUUAUAAAUUUCAUAAAUAAUCAUUAUUUUAAAAGUACACAAGUAUUUAUUAGAUUUACACUGUCGUUUCCAUCUUUUUUUUAUUUUUUUAUUUGAAAGAUCAAAUUGGUAAAGAUUAUUAUAAUGAUUGGAAUAAAAUGACUAUAGUAUUAAUGAUAAGAUAAUUGUAAAACUCGAAAUUCGAUAGUAAUAUAAAGUAAUCGUCAUAUAAUAAAGUAAUGCGAGUUUAACAUUUGAAAAAUAAAAUAGUAUGUAUAAAACCUCUAUAAUAUUGAUAAAGUGUAACGAUUUUUAAUUAAUGUAAUGAUUUCGUGCGAAUGCAUUUAAAAAGAUUUUCGAAUCUUUGACGAUAAGGAAUUGUUAUUCAGAAGGAAUACGUGUGACUCUCUUCGCUCCUUGAUGGAUAAUGAGCAUUGAUAUUUUCUUCGACAUUGAAAUUAAAUGAACGUGUUUAUAUUGGUGUGUACUACAUACGUACAUACAUAUAUGCAUAUGUAAGUACAAUAUAUACACAUAACGAAUGUAAACAAAUUAAGUUGACCUGUCCUUAUAUGCGUAUAUCACAUGUGUUUAUUUGUGGGCCCGCAUUAAUCACGAUUUAAUGUCAAUUUUCAAUUUAACAAAGUUUUUUUUUCCCCGUAACAAAUAUGUACAUAUACGAAUAACGACGAGAUUAUUUACUUUUAGUACGAAAAAAGUUCAGUAUAUGACGAAACAGUUACUAGUAAAGACGAUCGAUAUACACAUCGUAAAAGUAUAUAGAUGAGUCAUCGAAGAUCGUACGAACUAGCCUUUGCGCGAAUGUGUGCGUUUAUUAAUUAUUGAAGAAUUUUAAGGAAUCUCAUCUCGCAAAGAGAAAAGCGCGUUCGAUGAAAGCAUGUUUAUGUAUGUAAGAUAUAUGUAUCAAGAUGUAAUAUACAAGAUCUGAUUCAUUCGUAUCGUAAGGGUAUUAAGAGGGGUGGGGGUUGGAGAUGAGGGGAGGGGGGUAGAAGAAAAAAGAAUAAAGUCCUAUAUUGUUUUUCUUCAAAGGUCCAUUAAAUCCGUGAUACAACAUACUUUAUAUCGGUUUCUAUGGGAUACGAGAAGAAGGAUAACGAAGGUUUGUAAAACUAUAUAGAUAGUAAUCAUUAAAGAUGGUUUAUAGAUUGUUAAGCGAACGAACAAGGUGCAAGCUCGCACAAAGAGAUUUACGUAUAUUUCUAUAUAUGUUUGUGCAUCUUUACAUAUACAUUAAUAUGCAUGUGUUGUUAACGUAGUACAUAAAUACAUAUGUAUUGCAACUAUGUAUGAGAUGUAUGUGUAAGCGAGUCGUGCUUUUACUUGGAAGCCAAUGCAGCUGCGACCCUAUGACGAUGGAAAAAUUUUGUUUGCACAGCUUGUCAGUAAGGUGUUUGCGUUUACGCGUUGCUCUUUUCAUCAACCGGUAUAUGUAUAGAUAUUCUAGAUAUAUAAAUGCGCGCACAAUACUGGUUAUGCCGUUAGGGUGGAUUCUUAUCAGAUCGUCGACACCCCUAAUACGAGAACGAAAGCCGCAACAACGUUCAUUCGCGCUAUCAUCAAGAGGAUGAUGGAUGUAUCCAACUUUGAUAUGCGCAUGACGUAUCUUACGUGAUCAUUAAGCAUUUCUGAAAAUAAAUACACUUGCUAUAUUAUGUCAGUAUAAGUCGUUUGACGAGCUUAUAAGACAUUCGCUCGUUAUCGUUAUUUGAAAAUGAAGAGUCACUGUAAAUUGUAACUCUAUUUUGUUUUUUUUCGGACAUUUAAUGAUAAGUGAGUGAGAGAGAGAGAGAGAGAGAGAGAGAUCGAUAAUGUCGAUAAAAUACACACACACUCAAAUACAUGAUCGCGAAUAAUUAUUUAAAAAUAUACCACAAAUACAUAUUCUACUCUUGUA
Molecule: messenger RNA, 4053 nt
Organism: Vespa velutina
Lineage: Eukaryota; Metazoa; Arthropoda; Insecta; Hymenoptera; Vespidae
Product: cAMP-dependent protein kinase inhibitor beta-like
Exons: 5
Coding region: 243-674 (143 amino acids)
Biological process (GO): negative regulation of cAMP-dependent protein kinase activity
Cellular component (GO): cytoplasm; nucleus
Molecular function (GO): cAMP-dependent protein kinase inhibitor activity
Source: RefSeq, a predicted model, not a curated record